Messenger RNA from Rhipicephalus microplus (southern cattle tick), 1317 nucleotides. RefSeq lists its product as uncharacterized. Lineage: Eukaryota; Metazoa; Arthropoda; Arachnida; Ixodida; Ixodidae. Gene Ontology annotation, molecular function: nucleic acid binding. The record is from RefSeq and is a predicted model, not a curated record.
AUGCGUUUCCCGGAGAAAUCUGUGCGGGAAGUGCUGAGUGUUGUGAGUGAGGACACUGAAAUAUCUCCCCGUACCGUGGGGAAAUUGAAGGCGGAGCGUCUGCGUGGGCCUUUGGUGUCACCGAAAAAACGAGCUCGCGAGGUGAAGAUUUCGAGCUCGCGAACCGUCAAACAUUACAGCUUGACAAUCCAUGCCAUCCGUCUGAAAGUGCACAGCAUGUAUGCCAAGAGGGAGAUCCCAACACUGGACAGUGUGAUAAGGGCUGUCAACGAAGACGACGACUUGCCGAACUUCACGAAAACCACCUUGUGGAGGCUAAUGAAGGACAUCGGCUUCACCUUUGCUAAGAGAAAACGGAAUCUUGCGCUAAUAGAGCGCAGUGACAUCAUUGCCUGGCGUCGCAGGUACUUGCGGUCGAUCAAGAAAUUCCGAGGGCAGGGCAGGUGCAUCAUCUACUUGGAUGAAACAUGGGUCAACGCAGGGCACACGAAGGAGUACGUUUGGCAGGACACGACUGUGAAGUCAUCGCAAGAUGCCUUCCUCAAAGGUCUGACGACAGGAUUGGCUGCACCCUCGGGCAAAGGGGCCCGUUUGAUCCUCAUACAUGCUGGCAGCAGUGCAACUGGUUUCAUCGAAGGAGCUGCUGACUACUUCCGAGCAAAAAAGGGGGGCAGCGCUGACUACCACUCUGAGAUGGAUGGCAGAUACUUUGAGGAGUGGUUUACCGACAAGCUUUUGCCAAACAUUCCGCCUAAUAGCGUUAUUGUCAUGGACAAUGCGCCAUACCACAGCGUAGCUCUUGAAAAAGCACCUACCAAGUCGACGCGCAAAGCUGAUUUUCAGCUUUGGCUCACAAAGAAAGGUGUUCCGUGGUCAGAGGACAUGGUGAGAGCUGAACUGCUGGAACUUUCCCAAAAGGUCAACACACCCAGUAUUGUGUACCGCAUCGACACUCUGGCGGCUACCCACGGCCAUGAAGUGCUUCGUGUACCACCAUACCACUGCAAGUUCAACCCAAUCGAGCUUGUUUGGAGCCAGGUAAAAGGGUACAUCGCAGCACGGAAUACGGGUUUCACUUUGGCUGAAGUAGAAAAGCUUCUGCCAGAAGCACUGGCAUCUGUAAAACAGGAAAAGUGGCAAAAUUGCUGCGCUCAUGUAGAGCAAGUUGAAGCUGAAGCAUGGGAACAGGACAUGAUUGUGGGUAGUGAAAUCGAACCACUUGUGUUCUGCAUUUGUGAUUCGUGCAACUCCUUCUCCGAUGAGUCGGGUGCUCAGUUCAGUGAUGACGAGUUGAGUGACAUUGAAGAACUUUGCUGA